Molecule: messenger RNA, 2042 nt
Organism: Salvelinus sp. IW2-2015
Lineage: Eukaryota; Metazoa; Chordata; Actinopteri; Salmoniformes; Salmonidae
Source: RefSeq, a predicted model, not a curated record
UUGGCGAACCACAUGGCUGAAUAGCGGUAACCCCAUGAACCCUGGUGUAACCCCAUGGGUCAGGGGGUAUGUCUGGGAACAACCAAGGGAUGAACUCCCCCAGUACCCAGGACAGCAGAACCAGGCUUACAUGGCAGCAGGCCUGUACGGACGCCAAGGCUACCCCGGGGGAGAGGAGGCUUCGGGGGAAUUACCCUGGAGGUCCUGACUCUAGUCCUGGUGGCAUGGGCAUGCCCCCCCACUCUCGUCCCCCUGGUGACUUCACCCAGCCUGCUGCCGCCGCUGCCGCCGCCGCGGUCGCCGCGGCCGCCGCCACGGCUACCGCCACUGCCACGGCAACCGUUGCCGCCAUGCAGCAGGACACUCAAAACAAGGACAUGAACCAAUAUGGACCGAUGACUUCGUCGUUCCAGAUGGGUCCCAGCCAGGCUUACCAGAACCAGUUCAUGAACCAUGGACCCGGGGGGCCCAGGGGCCCUCCAUCCCUCCCAGGGAACAUGGGCCCCGGUCCGGGCAUGAACCCCUCCCACAUGGGAAUGAACCAGCCCCGGCCCCAGGGGAUGGUGCCCUUCGGAGGCCACGGGGGCCAGAGAAUUCCCCAGCAGGGAUACCCAGGACCCAGGCCUCAGGGUAUGGGCAUGCAGGGUGUGAAGAGACCCUACCCUGGAGAGCAUAACUACGGAGGCCAGCAGUAUGGUCCAGGACCGAACAGUCAAGGGUUCCCCCAGCAGCAGAGCCAGUACCCCACCCACACCCCCAAUCCCCCCAGGCCACUCCCGUCCCCCAACUACCCAGGCCAGAGAAUGCCUGGUGGGCAGCAGAUCCAGGGCCAGUACCCCCCUCCUGGAGGGGCCAUGGGACAGUACUACAAGCAAGAGCCUUUCAACGGUCAAACUAACAACUUUCCUGGGAGUGGAUAUCAGUACAGCCAAGGCAAUAUGAAUGGGCCUCCUAGACCGGUGGGUAACUACCCCCACUCCCCGGUGCCUGGCAACCCGACCCCGCCCAUGACCCCAGGAAGUAGUAUCCCUCCCUACAUGUCUCCCAAUCACGACGUCAAGCCUCCCUUCCCUCCAGAUAUCAAACAAAAUAUCACUGCUCUUCCUCCUCCUCCAGCCAACCCCAACGAGGAGCUGCGUCUGACCUUCCCGGUGAGGGACGGGGUGGUCCUAGAGCCCUUCCGACUGGAGCACAACCUGGCCGUCAGUAACCAUGUCUUCCACCUCCGCCCCUCCGUACACCAGACCCUCGUGUGGAGACCUGAGAUUCUGGACCUCGAGUCAUCUCCAUUGUGGUCCUCCUCCCAUCUCCCUUAUUCCCAUUGUGGUCUUCCUCCCAUCUCCCCAGUUAAGAGAAACUUCAGCAGCGUAGCGGUGUCCUCUGGGAACACCACUCUGAACGGCGAGGACGGCGUUGAACAGACGGCCAUCAAGGUCUCCCUCAAAUGUCCAAUCACCUUCCGGCGGAUCCAACUUCCCGCCAGAGGUCACGACUGUAAACACGUCCAGUGCUUUGAUUUGGAAUCCUACUUACAGUUGAACUGUGAGCGAGGAACGUGGCGAUGUCCAGUAUGCAAUAAAACAGCAUUAUUAGAGGGGCUAGAAGUUGACCAGUACAUGUGGGGGAUCCUAAAUGCCAUCCAAAACUCGGAGUUUGAGGAGGUGACCAUAGACCCUUCGUGUAGUUGGAGACCUGUGGCCAUCAAGUCUGAUAUCCACAUCAAGGAGGAUCCAGAUGGACCCAUGGCCAAGAGGUUCAAGACCAUGAGCCCCACCCAGAUGACCCUGCCCAACGUGAUGGAGAUGAUCGCCCUGCUCGGCCCAGGGCCCUCGCCCUACCCGCCCCAACAGGGGGGCAACAACAGCGAAUACGGAAGCCAAGGUAACAGUUACCAGGGCCACAGCGGGGGCUUUGACUUCCCCCAUGGGAACCCCGGUGGUACGACCAUGAACGACUUCAUGCACGGUCCCGCUCUGUCCCACCCGCCAGACAUGGCACAGGACAAACCCCUCUCACACAGCAUGCCUGACUCUGUAAGUUAA